Ornithorhynchus anatinus (platypus) is the source of this 3161-nucleotide messenger RNA. RefSeq names its product RAB31, member RAS oncogene family (gene RAB31). The record is from RefSeq and is a predicted model, not a curated record. NCBI's taxonomy places the organism in Eukaryota, Metazoa, Chordata, Mammalia, Monotremata, Ornithorhynchidae. The coding region runs from base 90 to 677 and encodes 195 amino acids. Gene Ontology annotation, molecular function: GTP binding; GTPase activity. The transcript is spliced from 7 exons.
GGCCGGGGCUCCCCGGACCCCCGGACCCCCGCUCGAGGAGGAGAAGGAGGAGGAGAAGCCCGGACCCCCCGCCCCCCGGCCCCGAGCAGAUGAUGGCGAUACGAGAGCUGAAAGUCUGUCUUCUCGGGGAUACUGGGGUUGGGAAAUCGAGUAUAGUUUGCCGAUUCGUCCAGGAUCACUUUGACCAUAACAUCAGCCCUACGAUUGGAGCUUCUUUUAUGACCAAAACAGUGACCUGUGGGAAUGAGCUUCAUAAAUUCCUCAUCUGGGAUACAGCUGGUCAGGAGCGGUUUCACUCGUUGGCACCCAUGUACUACCGAGGAUCAGCCGCAGCUGUUAUAGUCUAUGAUAUCACCAAGCAGGAUUCAUUUCAUACUUUGAAGAAAUGGGUCAAGGAAUUGAAAGAACAUGGUCCAGAAAAUAUUGUAAUGGCUAUUGCUGGAAACAAGUGUGAUCUCUCAGAUAUAAGGGAGGUUCCUAUGAAGGACGCUAGGGAAUAUGCAGAAUCCAUAGGGGCCAUCGUGGUGGAGACCAGCGCAAAGAAUGCUAUAAACAUUGAGGAACUCUUCCAAGGAAUCAGUCGCCAGAUCCCACCCUUGGAUCCUCAUGAAAAUGGCAACAAUGGAACAAUCCGCCUGGGGAAGCCGACGAUGCAGACCAAUCGCCGGUGCUGCUGACUCCACCUGCUCCGGCCAGAUGCCCUUGAAGAACCGACAUAACUGUUCCCCCUCCCUGGGACUCAGUAACCUGUUUUGGGAAGGCUCUGAAUCCCAGCCCGGCCUCAGGAGAAACAUGCAGGCAAGAAGAGCAGAAGCCAUCCCUGGAUGGGGUUUCGUGUAAACUCUCCGUCAUCCUGCCAGAUUACUGAAUUAUACUAUACCAAGUUCUCUUUUUAAAAAACAAAACAAAACAGUGGCUUUUAUUUUGGGGGUUAGGCGGGAGGAAAGAUGUUUUAGAGAUAUUCUGUGAAAUCCCUCCAACUUGAAAAUUUCAUAGGAAAGCAGUCGCAUUUCUGCUUUCUCAUUUGAAUGGAGAAAGGGGGCCGAGGAUAAGGUGAGGUCUGAACCUUAAACUCUCAGACAGGAUAUUUUUCUCAUGUUCUGGCUUCAUCUAAAUGCUUUGGUGCCAUUCCUCUGCAGGAGUUUCAAGUAGUCUCCAGCAAGAGCUGAAUUAAAGUCGAUAGCUAAUUUUUCAGGUACUGGACGGCUUCAAGAUCGAAGCUCCACAUGCCACGUUUCUUGCAGUGCAGGAAGAAGUGUUAUUGAACUAUCAUCCAAAUUCCAGACUCAGGAAAAUCAAUGAAAGGGCAGAGAGAUGGGGAGAAAAAGACGCAUUGGAAAUCAUUGCCUGGAAUCCCUGGAAUCUAUUGCCUUAUCAGCAGGGAAACAGGUACUGCCUUUGAUCCUGCACAUCUUGGUUCCCCAAAAGCCCACGAUGUAAAUUCAGCAGCCAACCUGAGAAAGAUCCACCCAGGAGAUAAUAAUAAAGAUAAUAAUUAUGGUAUUGUAUAGUGCUUACUAUUUUCAAAGGACUGUACUAAGUGUGGGUAGAGACAAGUCCUUGUCCCUCAAGGGGCUCACAGUUUUGUUGGGGGGAGAUGGGAAAGAACGGGUAUUGGAUCUCCAUUUUACACAUAAGGAAACUGAGGCACAGAGAAGUUAAUUGACUUGUCUAAAGUCACAUAGCAGGCAGGUGGCAGAGCCGGGAUUCAAACCCAAGUCCUCUGAUUCCCAGGCCUGUGCUCUUUCCAUUAGGUCUCAGUGCCCAGAGGAGGGUUGGAGGGAUUGGGUUCUGAAGAUGGAGAUCAAGGAGUUGGGAUGUAAGAUGUGUAGGCCGGAGGUGCCAUGGGGCAUCGGUGCUCUUUUAGGAAAGGGAGAGCAGAUGCUCAAAAGACUCCUUUGGGCCUCUUCUGGUGCUUGCCAACUCUUGGUUUUCAGGAAUGCACUGGGCUUGCAUGACAUUCUCCCACAGAGGGGGCCCAAACUUGUGUUAGAACCUGUUCAAAAAAGAAUUGGGGAAAUUUGAGAACCAGCUCUGGGCCCAGUGUCCUCCAGGUGAGGCAGAAGACCAUAAGCUCCUCAUGGGUGAGGGAUCAUGGCUCAUCCAGCUCUGUAUAUUGAACUCCUCCAAGCACAUAGUACAGUGCUCUGCAGAUAGUAAGCACUCAAAAAAUACCAUUGAUUGAGGCAAGAUUGAUUGAUUGAGGCAACUAGGAGUCCCAAGAGUUUUGAAACCAGAGAAAACACUGAAACAGCUACACUGUGACCUCCACCGAGAACGGGCCUUGAGGAAUGCACUCCCUGGGAGAUGUUUUUCCUUGAUCUCUCUGCCUCCGAUUAGGCUACUGCUACUAAGCGACUAAGCAAUCAUCUGAAUCAGGUGGACAGGGAGGAGUGGGGACAAAGAGGUCUCCUGUCUCUUCCUCCCACUCACCUCUGCAACCUCCAAAUCCAAAUCUUGUGCUCACUCCAACUUUUUUAAUUCCUCGUGUUCUAGAAGGGGCCAACCUGAUAGGGUUUCCUUCAGGUGGGGGAGAAAGCUUUAGAAUCUUCAAUGCAGUGCUCAUUUGAGAUCCAGGGAUAAGGUAAGGGGAACCAGGCCUAGGGAAUGCCAGCUAGCAUUCAGGAAAGAAAUGAGGGCUGGGGGGAAAAUCAGAGUCUUUUCAAACUGUUUUUAAACCAUAAAAGUACUGCUUAUAGCCCGAAUAUAUGACUGCAAAACCAUUCAUGGUGCAGUCAUGAGAGAAAAGUAUUUCCCACCUGAAGGUGGUUUAUAAAUUCUUUCCCAGCUGCCAGUCACCUGGAGAGUCGCAGACCUGCUAGUUGAAAGAAAAACUUGCCUCCAGAGCUAGUUCUUUGGCAAGGAAGCCACGCAGCAAAUCGCUGUGGAGCUAUCACUCUCUUUUGAGCUGAAGGAACUCCAAAUUGCUUCAGCAGCAGGAGUUAGCAUUCCAGAAGGGAUCACUGUGAAUCUCACUACAAGUCCUUCUUGUUGGCUGUGUGGUGUUAAGCAGGCUGAUUGCCAAAAAAAUGACCAGACCCAGCAUGAAUACUUCUUAAAUGGAGGUGAUCAACCCAUCUGGGGUAAGUCAGUCAGUCGAUCAGUCAUUUGUGUUUAUCGAGUGCUUACUGUGUGCAGAGCACCAUACUAAGCACUUGGGA